AUAGAAGUUACGAGGACAAGGUCACAUACACCAUUGUCAAGCCCAAUAUCCCACCAAGGCAGGAAGAACGCAUCUUAAUCCAACAGCAACUGAAAAGGGGAAACAGUCCCAUGGAUGAAAUGCAGAAACUCAAGCUCUGGCAAAUGCAUACAAGUAGAAUGGAACCCACUCAGCAGGUGGAGGAGUAUUUCAAGGAGCAACUCAAUACAGAUGAAGCAAAUGGACUGUAAAUUCCUUUACAGCAAGGAUCAUCAAACUGUGAAUAAAGUCCUUCAAUCAAUUGUGGGAAAGUUGUUAAGGAAAUAACUGAACUUUGAUAGCACUGGUGUCUUGAUUUAUGCAUAAGAAUUUAUCUGGACAGCCUUUGGUUUAUUCUGACAUGUAUUCAUUCUGACAGCUGUUGCAGGAACCUAGAAAACACCCUGGCAGGCCUCUAUAGGGGCUAUUCCCCAAUAAAGAGAAAGGAUAAAUUCUUUUGGACUUGGUUUUUUUUCAUAGUUAUGCAACUUAUUUCUUUUGUAUUAUUUAUUUAGCAUAUGUUGAUGUUACAAUUAGCCAAGAGGCUACAGGGUGAGUACAAAGUAGUGGCUGAUGAUUCCUUUUGUAUCUUAUUGGUACAUUGGAAUGUAAUCCUCUACCAAAAUCCAAAUGAAAAAGGAAAUGUAUCUGUUAAGGGAAAAAAAUCCCAAAAUGUUUACAUUAGAGGAAUAUUUGAAUAAAAAAAUAUUCCAUAGGGGAAAAGCGGUGGCAAAGCUGCACGUUUUGUGACUAUGUGCAUCAUACAAAAUGUUUCUGUUAUACAUAAUAAAAGGCAAAACAUUUGUAUACUAACACCUUCCGUCCAAAUUACCAAAGAUAAACUCAGAUUACCAAUUGAGUAAAGAUCAUUAAAAUCAAAUCAAAUGAAAUCAUUAUUGCGAUAAUAGACUCACGACAAGGAGGGUGAAUUACAAUCAUUAAAAAUCAUAAAGAAUCUAAGAGAAUUCUUGUGGGUUUAGAGGAGCAUAAAAGGUUACCAUGUGGGAAGACUAGCACGUU
Messenger RNA from Thamnophis sirtalis, 1038 nucleotides. The record is from RefSeq and is a predicted model, not a curated record. Lineage: Eukaryota; Metazoa; Chordata; Lepidosauria; Squamata; Natricidae.